Rhizophagus irregularis DAOM 181602=DAOM 197198 is the source of this 1042-nucleotide messenger RNA. RefSeq lists its product as uncharacterized. Gene Ontology annotation, cellular component: membrane; endoplasmic reticulum; endomembrane system. The record is from RefSeq and is a predicted model, not a curated record. Lineage: Eukaryota; Fungi; Glomeromycota; Glomeromycetes; Glomerales; Glomeraceae.
AUCACUAAUUUUAUGGAUUUACUAACAAACUGGCUGUUCAGUAUAAAAUUUGCCUAUUCCUCUCUUUUUGUAAGACAAACAAUUUUUAAAUUUCUAAAUUGUAAAAUGACAACACUUACUGAAUCACUAUUAACUCAGCUUCAAGAAAACCCUCUAAACUGGUUUCUUUCAAGUUUUCUUAUUUAUGUCGUUUAUUCUUAUUUUACACCGCCACCUUAUCAAUUACCAAUUGCAAAACAUCCCGAGACAACUAUCUUCAGAGAAUAUACACCAAAACAGCUAAGGGAAUACGACGGAAGAACUCCACAAACAAAAAUUUACAUGGGCGUUUGUGGUAAAGUCUAUGAUGUAUCUAGGGGGCGCAACUUUUAUGGUCCAGACGGCCCUUACGGAAAUUUUGCUGGACGUGAUGCUUCUCGUGGAUUAGCUAAAAAUUCUUUUGAGAUGGAUGUACUUACUCCAAUUGAUCAACCUCUCGACACUUUGGAAGAUUUGGAUUCGGAAGAAUUAAAUAGUCUUAAAGAAUGGCAUAGUCAUUUUGCAUCAAAAUAUGAAUAUGUAGGGAAACUAGUAAACGAACCACAAUAUAGUUCAUAAUAGUUGGUAAUCAAGUAACUUUAUCUAAUAUUUAAUAUCAAAUCAGUAUUUGUUACAUUUUUUUUUUGACAAAACCCUAUAUAUAAUAUAAUAAUUUUAUUUUCGGCCAUUUUUUGAUGGGUCAAUCGAAAAUUUUAUUUUUCCAUCUUGUCCAAGUUCUGUCAUAAUACCAACAUCUUGUAGGGCCGGAUGUUGUACUGUUUCGAUUGGUGUAAGCUGUUCAACAAGUUUUUGAUUCUCGGGAUUAUUAAUUAAAAGAUUUCGUAAAGCAAAGAUUGCAUAUUCCCGAAUAUCUAUAAUGUGCAUACAUUGUUUAAUGAGAAUUUUAAAAGAUAAUGAAAUAUUCUAAACUAUGAUUCUCACAUGGAUUAUUGUCAUCAAUAUUGCAUUGAUUUAAUAUUAAAGGAAUUCCACCUAACUCACGAACUUCAUCUUGAACGAUCUU